AAUACUCCUUGACAUAUACAUCUGACAAAAUGGGUGGUGGAUCUGUGCCUGAAGGAACUCGUUUCAGUACGUCAAUUUCGCCCUUGGUUUCGUCGCUUUCCGCCGGUGUGCGGGUGGUGCUGUGUGUGUUUGAGCGCACCGUGGGAUGGUGGGGUAACAUGGGUGGACCUACCCAGCGUGGUAUCAUCACCUACUCCCUCUCCCCUUUCGCCCAGCGUCCCCUCGCUGGUACCCUCCACGCCGCUAUCUUCAACAGCGCUCGCCGUAUCCGCCAGAACAUCAUCUACUGGGGUGUUCCUUUCGCCGCUUACUACGGUAUCUACACCUGGGCCAACUCUUACAACGAGUUCCUGAACUCCAAGGCUGGACAUUUGGCUGAGGCUCAGCACGAGACUAGGGGAUAG
This is a messenger RNA of Saitoella complicata NRRL Y-17804, 404 nucleotides long. RefSeq names its product UcrQ-domain-containing protein. Lineage: Eukaryota; Fungi; Ascomycota; Saitoellomycetes; Saitoellales; Saitoellaceae. The transcript has 3 exons. Bases 30 to 404 code for a protein of 124 amino acids. The record is from RefSeq and is a predicted model, not a curated record. Gene Ontology annotation, biological process: mitochondrial electron transport, ubiquinol to cytochrome c.